GUCGGUGACUAACUGAAGCAUAAGACACAUGCUUAUUUCCCCAAAAGCUAGCGUUUUAUCUCUGCUAGCGUAGUCCACGGAUGGUUUGAAAACACGUACGAAACUAAAGUUCUAUCGUAUGGUAUACGUUGGUGUUAUUACUGAACGUUUCGUGUGACAAGCGGCACGCAUUGCGCAACUCAAAGCAAAAAUCAACAGUGAUAACUGGAUGGUGUGAUAAUCGGUGGUGAUUGUAUGGAAAUUGUGAAAGUACACGUAAAUAAUAAAAGUUGAAAGGAAAUCAUCAAAUAUUAAUAUCAUAAUAUAAAAAAAUAUGAAGAAACGAAUGGGUGGUUCGGACGGCAACAGUUCGGCCGAUGAAAGUGGCGCUGAAUCUCAAAGUGCAGCCAACAGCAAUGAUGCCUACGAAAAAUCAUCGAAACCACGUAAUUCGACGUCCAUUUCAAAAGAUAAAGAACUGGACGAAUACGCUGAGACGUUUGUAAUUGUAAAUGAACGGCCGGUGGACGAUAUUUCGCUUGAUUUCUUUUAUAAACCGCAUACAAUAACUCUAUUUGCAAUAUCUGUACUAUGUAUGAUGUUCUUGGCCUAUGUCAGAAAUGAAACAAAUAUUGAGGAUAACAUUUGGGCUGGUAUCUUGUGUGCGGUGUUUUUCUUCUUAAUCAUCUCAUUAUUGGCAUUCCCAAACGGUCCAUUCACCCGUCCACAUCCGGCAGUAUGGCGUAUUAUAUUCGGCUGUUCGGUGUUAUAUCUGCUAAUGCUGCAGUUUUUCAUGUUUCAAAAUUACAAGACGAUCAUGAAUAUAUUCUAUUGGCUGGAUCCGAAAUUGAAAGACUUUCACAUCAACAUGGAAAAGGAAUAUGGUGCCAAUUGCUCAGACCUUAGCUUUGAUCGCAUUUACAGCACAAUCGACGUAUUCGCAUGGGGACAUUUUCUCGGCUGGGCCUUUAAGGCUGUGCUCAUACGUCACGCUGGCAUUUUGUGGGCCAUCUCCGUCAUGUGGGAGAUUACAGAAGUCACUUUCGCGCAUUUGCUGCCGAAUUUCGUUGAGUGUUGGUGGGAUGCGCUCAUUUUGGAUGUGCUCAUUUGCAAUGGCCUAGGCAUUUGGGUGGGUUUGAGAAUUUGCAAAGCACUUGAAAUGCGCGAAUAUAAAUGGGCGAGCAUUAAGGAUAUCUCAUCGACUACGGGUAAAAUUAAGCGUGUUGUAUUGCAAUUCACACCAGAAAGUUUCACAUCGAUACGAUGGCUGGAUCCCAAGUCGACAGCGAUGCGUUUUGCGGCUGUGUGUCAGCUGGUUAUAUUUUGGCAGGUGACUGAACUGAAUACAUUCUUCCUUAAGCAUAUUUUUGAAAUGCCACCAGAUCAUUAUCUUGUCGUUGGACGUCUGGUAUUCAUUGGUCUCUUCGUAGCGCCCUCAGUGAGACAAUACUACACUUAUGUGACGGACACGCGUUGCAAACGUGUUGGUACCCAAUGUUGGGUGUAUGGCGCUAUUAUGGUCUCAGAAGCAAUACUUUGCCUAAAGAAUGGCAAAGAACUCUUCGAACGUACUCAAGGCAUUAAUAUUGUCUUGUGGCUAAUUACACAAGUUAUCUUAUCCGUGGCCUUUGUUUACGGUUGCAUGUUGUGGCAUCGUGCUCAAGACAAGUAUAAUAAGUCAACAGAAUCACCGAGCAAAAAGGGCAAUGCACAAAAUGCCAAUAAUUCGCCGAAGCACGAACAAAAAGGCAAGAAAUCACCAAAAAAAUCUCCAAAACGCAACAUACAGAAAAUUGAAUAAAACUUAAAAGUCAAACCUAAACAGAAACAAACACUUAAAUAUAAAAAGAAACACCAAAAACAAAUUAGUUAAUAGCUUAGUAAAUAAAACAUGAAAGCCUAAUUGAUUACAAAAAUAUUACUAGAAGAAAUUAUGAAAACAGAUCAAAAUACAAAAACCAUAAUUUUUGAGUUAUUUUUUAUUAUAUUUCCAAAAUGGAAAGCAAUAAUAUACAAUGCACGCAAUUGAAUGUAUGUAUGUACUGAUAAAAGUAAGUUUAAGUCACCUAAAACCAAAAUGACAAAAAGAAACUAUAUCAAAGUCUUUAUUGACACAAUAAAUGAAAAAAAAAAUCGAAAAAUGUAAAAUAAAAAUUAAUUUAAAUGUAAGGCAACACGCAUAUAUAUAUAAUAUAUGUAUCUAUAUAUACACAAUAAAAAAUUAAAAAAAAAAAAAUAAUGUUUAGUAAAUUAAAGAUUGAAGGGGCACUUGAAAAUGCUUAAAAGUUUAAGAUAUUCUAAAAAAACAUAUAAAUAUCUUUAUAUAUAAAUAUAAAAAAAUAUACAAAAUAAGUGGGAAAAACAAAUAUUUUGUAAAUUAAAGUUUGCAGGGCUUGAUAAUUAUAGGAAAAAAAAGCGAUCUUAAAAAAUUUGUAAAUUUAAGUUAUGUAAAUAUUUAUUUUCAAAUAAACUGCAUAACACAUGUUUCAUACACAGCUUGCAUUGUUGUAAUGUAAGAGGUGUAAACAUUUUUUAAAAAACAAACCAACGUUAAAAGCAAAUACGCUUUCAAAUCGCAAACAACUAUACUCAAACGCAAAUGCGCUUUAAAAAGACAAACAAAUUAAUUUAAGACAGGGUUUAAAUAUAAACUUCUAAAUACAAUACAAUAUGUAUAAAUAUAGCAAUUAGACGCUGGCUUUGUCAAUAUUUAAGCGCAGCAUGUAAAUUGUAAUUAAGGAUUUUUAGUAAUGUUAUAAAAAUGAGUAUGCUGAAGCUGUUUGGUCGAAGAGGAAAUUUUUGCAUAAGUAAAUUACUAUUGGGGUUAAAAAUAAUAAAUUUACAUGCUCAAUUGAUUAUUAAA
Bactrocera oleae (olive fruit fly) is the source of this 2842-nucleotide messenger RNA. It is a transcript of the gene Pss, whose product is annotated as phosphatidylserine synthase 1 homolog l(3)77CDf. The record is from RefSeq and is a predicted model, not a curated record. Lineage: Eukaryota; Metazoa; Arthropoda; Insecta; Diptera; Tephritidae. Gene Ontology annotation, molecular function: L-serine-phosphatidylethanolamine phosphatidyltransferase activity. Gene Ontology annotation, biological process: phosphatidylserine biosynthetic process.